Triticum urartu is the source of this 746-nucleotide messenger RNA. RefSeq names its product protein MIS12 homolog. Gene Ontology annotation, biological process: mitotic sister chromatid segregation; mitotic cell cycle; kinetochore assembly. Gene Ontology annotation, cellular component: chromosome, centromeric region; MIS12/MIND type complex; nucleus. NCBI's taxonomy places the organism in Eukaryota, Viridiplantae, Streptophyta, Magnoliopsida, Poales, Poaceae. The record is from RefSeq and is a predicted model, not a curated record.
ACCACCCAAGCCCAGCCCAGCCCAGCCCGCUGUCUUUCUUCCUCUACCCCCGAUUCCCUCGUCUCCCGCCGCCGCCGCGGCCCCCGCACACCGGCGACCUCGCUCCCGGGCUCGGCCCUCUCCCCACCGCAGCCGCCCUCCACCCCCACUCCCUCCUCCUCCCCUCGCCUUCUCCCCCAGAUCGAGCAGCAGGUCAGGCGGCGGCCAGAUCCGCCACGGUGCUUCAGGAUCCGCGCCGUCAUCACGCGAGGGAGGUCGGCUGCUUCUCCCCAGUCGCUCGCGCGCCAGGAGGGAGCUCGCUGCGGCUCGGCCGCUCCGACCCUAGCGUCAACGCCAUGGAGCUCGUCAACAAGGAGAACUUACCCCUGGAGGAGGGAUUCGGGAGCCUGAGAUAAAUCUUCGGGCCCAACAAGCAGGCUCCAGGAGGAGGAGGAGGUAUGGAAGGGGACGACGGGACCUCGGCGGUGGAGGCAGUGCUGGGGCUGAGCCCUCAGAUCUUCAUCAACGAGGUCCUCAACAUGGUCGACGACAUCCGCUUCCAGGCCUUCGAGUACUGCCUCCAGGAAGGUGCCCCCGCGGCCGUCAGCACCGCCACGGCGACCAAUAAGGCUGAGGAGCUGAAACGGGGAGUAAAUGCAAUUUGCAACUUGGUAACGGAUGUAUUGAACAAAAGAAUGAGCAAUUGGGAGAUGUAUUACCUUCGGAAAUGUUUAACUGUACCUGAAGAAUUUGUGGCACCUGAAGAU